GGAUAGAAAAGUUAUUGAUUAAAAAAAAAGUAAAAAUAGUUAUCAAAAAUAAAUGGAAAAAACUUCAACAUGGUUUAAUUUAUCAAAAUAAUCAAGAUAUAGUAUUAGAUAUUAAUACUAUUGGUGAUAAUUUUAAAUAUAAAGAUAGUUUAAUUAAAUCAGCAAAUGAAAAUAAUAAUACAUUAGACAAAUUAAAAAAUUAUUAUUAUUUAACAAAAUCUGAAUGUAUUGUAGGUCAAAAUAAUCAAACUUUAAUACAUUUAGAUAGCAUUAAUAAUAAUAAUGCUAUUUUACAAGCUACAAAAGCUGUAAAUGAUUAUUAUUUUCAUACAUUAGAUAAUCCAUCACACAGAAGUGAUUCUUUUUGGAAUGAUAUGGUUGAACAUUUUGAAGCUUAUAGAACAUAUAAUCAAUUUUCUUAUAUUAAUACAGAAAUGUCGAGUAAUCAUAAUCAAAAUCAUUUAAAAUGUAUAAAUAAAUUAAUCAUUGUUCUUGAACCAUUAUCAAAUUGUAUUAAUCAAUUUGUUAAAGAGAAUUAUAAUAAUUUAUAUAUAAAAUUAAGCAAUUUUUCUUGGGGUCUAUUUGCACCAAGAUCUUUUGGAAUUUUUCCAAUGAUUGCUAUUAAUUUUAACACAAUAAGUGAUUUUCAUUGGAAUGAAAAAGAUGAAGAAAAUUGUUUUUGUAUUUUAAUUGCUUUAGGAGAUUAUGAAGGAGCUCCUCAAAAUUUACCAAUAAAGAAAUUUACUAAGCUAAAAUCAUUUCAAACUAAAAUGGAAUUAUUUAAUGAUCAAAGAAGAUUUAAUAUUG
Funneliformis mosseae is the source of this 807-nucleotide messenger RNA. The record is from the annotation of a GenBank genome assembly. NCBI's taxonomy places the organism in Eukaryota, Fungi, Glomeromycota, Glomeromycetes, Glomerales, Glomeraceae.